AUGUCAACCUCCCAAAUCUACCCAGUCUACAAAGUCAAAUUGAAGCUAUCAAUCCAAGACCCAGACAUGCCAUCGCCUCGAUACCACACUAUCCUCUUCGUUCAAACAAAUGCACAAGGUCCAGGUAGCGGCAUCAAGCACCAUGUCACCGGCGACAUUGUCACAGGCAUGCACUACGAGCCAGCAAAAUACGACGACCCCGAGAUAGACGAGAACUUCUUCUCAAAAGAACUCAUUGGGCAUACUAGAGCUCUCAAUUAUCCCAAGAACUGGAAUGAUAUUCUCAAGUCUAUCCGUGCCCCAUCCAAACAGAAGGCUUUCAACAAAGUGACGAUGAAGACGGAACCCGUCAAAAGUUGGGAUCCAAUGACGUUUUAUGAGCCUGGGGAGCCUCGUCGGGCGUUGAUUAAAUGUACCGAGUGGAUUGAGGACCAGGCUAUUCCGAUUUUGAUCAGUAUGGGCUUGAUUCAGUAG
Penicillium crustosum is the source of this 474-nucleotide messenger RNA. RefSeq lists its product as uncharacterized. Lineage: Eukaryota; Fungi; Ascomycota; Eurotiomycetes; Eurotiales; Aspergillaceae. The transcript has a single exon. The record is from RefSeq and is a predicted model, not a curated record. The coding region runs from base 1 to 474 and encodes 157 amino acids.